AUGUGGCCUAGCCACAUGUCCGACGCUGUCUGCCUUCAGCCUCCCGGUCGGAUCUGUUUCGGCUAUGAUGGCCGCCGAAUGCGUUAUUUACAGCAACAAGGACAGCGCAUCGGCUGCAUCCACCGAGAUCCGGUCCUGUUUGCUGGUGUGCAAGAGUUUGGCCCGAGUCAAAGUGGCCCAAUGAAUGGUUGUUUUGUGUGGAAUUUAGGAAAAUCAGUGCUAUUUCUUUUCGGCACCGACGACCUGCUUAUAAAGUCAGGCCCAAAUUUUGGCUGUCCAAGCAACCCAAUUCCGCCCACCAUCGUCUCAACUGAGGCCAUCCGCCGCCGUCUUGUCCGCAAGGGCGAGCGUGUGGAACUGGUCUGCAAGAUGGCGGGCUAUCCCGAUCCCGUGCUCACGUGGCGUUGGAACAGCCGACCGCUGAUUGGGCAGACCGAGGGAGGCCACGGAGGAACCAUCGGCGGUUAUGGGGAUCGGAUGCUACUGGAGUCGCUAAGGAAACAGGGCAUUGAUGUACACGUCGGGGGAGCCGGCGAAAAGGUGGACUUGACGAUCCUCGAGAUGUCCGAAAACUGGCAGGGAAAGUGGGUGAAACUGCCUAAAUUCAUAUUUCAUACUCUCCCUUACAUGCUUGUCUGUCCGAAGAAAUAUGAGUAA
This is a messenger RNA of Protopolystoma xenopodis, 657 nucleotides long. Lineage: Eukaryota; Metazoa; Platyhelminthes; Monogenea; Polystomatidea; Polystomatidae. The record is from the annotation of a GenBank genome assembly.